Molecule: messenger RNA, 1967 nt
Organism: Trichobilharzia szidati
Lineage: Eukaryota; Metazoa; Platyhelminthes; Trematoda; Strigeidida; Schistosomatidae
Source: the annotation of a GenBank genome assembly
CCACUAGUGAGUGUACAGUCAUUUAUUAUACAGGAUUAUGCAGCCUCGUAUAUUCUUAACCCUGAUAAUUGUCUUCAGUGUAUUGAUUUUCCUGUCAUUACUCUCCUUAUGUAUCCUACAUCCGUUUAUCUCGUAUCUAAUCACUCGGCAAACUCGUAUUAUCCCCGGAUCUGUUGUCUAUCCAGAAUGGUUACAGCCAUCAAUUCCUGUUUAUAUUCAAUUCUACCUGUUCAAUUUAACAAACCCUGUAGAAUUUCAAGCCGGUGAAAAACCACGUGUAGAACAACUUGGACCAUAUACCUAUCGUGAACGACGUGUCAAAUUCAAUGUUUCCAUGGUGAACGAGUUUAUCAGUUAUCGUGAAAUGAAACAAUAUUAUUUUGAUAAACACUUAUCCAACGGUACAGAAAUGGAUGUUAUUACUGGUGUGAAUUUAGCCUUUGUCACAAUUGCAGAUAAAAUGAAUUCAAUGCCAUUGAUUGUAGACAGAUUGAUUGAAGUGAUAGAGAAGUUUCUUAAGGAUACUUUAAUUGUUAGAAAGACUGUCAGUGAACUACUCUGGGGAUAUGAUGAUGCAUUUCUGACAUUAUUAUCAAAAUUUGGUUUGAAUAUUCCAACAACACGGAUUGGUUUAAUGAUUAAUAUGAAUAAUACAAUCAGUGAUAGUAUUACUAUUGAUAGCGGUUUAAUGCGUAGUGAUAUGGUUGGUCGUAUUGUCAAGUUUCAUGGGAAUGAUACACUCGCUUAUUGGACAACACCGACAGCUAAUAUGAUCAAUGGUACUGAUGGGACAAUAUUUCAUCCAUUUAUUACGCGAGAUGAGAAACCGUACAUCUUUUCAGCAGAUCUAUGUCGUUCCUUACAAUUUUAUGCUGACUCAGUAACUCAAAUGAAUCAGUUGCCGGUGAUUAAAUUUCUUCCAAUGCCCGAUACGUUUAAAUCACCGAAAAGUUAUGAAAAGAAUAGAGGAUUUUGUUUAAAUUGGCCUGAUUGCUAUGGUGAUGGUGUUUUAGAUAUGUCAUCAUGUCAGCCAGGUGCACCAGUGGCAAUGUCUCAACCGCAUUUUUUAAAUAGUGAUAAAUCCUAUCAGGAGGCUGUCGACGGUCUUCAUCCCACUGAUGAAUUCAAUACAGUCAUCUAUGUGGAACCGAAUACCGGUGGUAUAAUAAAAGCUGAAAAAAAGAUGCAAGUUAAUCUUCACGUUAAAAAUAAUCAAAAAUUUGUACAAUUAAAAAAUCUAUCCACUGUCCUACUACCAAUCAUGUUUAUCAAUGAAUCUGUCCAGUUGAAUGACACACUAAUUGAUCAAUUGACCUAUGGAAUAAUUAAGGCACCGAAGAUAGCAAAGAUUAUUUUACUGUGUAUUGUUACAUUUUCAAUACCUGCAUUGUGUUUCAUCCUGUCAGUACAUUUUUAUCAAAAAUAUAGAAAUUCUAAUACUACAUACGUGCAUUUCACUGACGAUCAAACACAGAGAGAACACCAACAAGAGGGUGAAUUGAAUGGACAACUGAUAGCUUCUGAUUAUCCAGAUGGGAGAAAUCAGCAUUCCAAUGAAGAGAAAUACAAUCAGCAGCAGCAGCAACAACAACAACAAAUCGAUGACUGUAACCCAGUCGUUGCUUAAUUGCUUGAUUUGAUUUUCUCUUUUAAAAUGUGUUAAAAUCAGAUGUUAUUGCCACCUCAUAGAUAUUCUCAGUCGACAAACACCCACACACACACACACCUCGUGUUCAGAUGACUAAGCAAAGAUAAUGAGUUUAACCGUGUACGAUGAUGAUGUUGAUGGUUGUGGCCCAAGGAGGCAACAUUUUUCUACGUAACUUUUUAAAUCUUCUUUCUCAUUAACCAUUAUCAUCAUUAUUUAUCUUUUUUAUGAUUGAUGCAACAAUUGUCAAACAUGAAUUGGAUGAAUUGAUCACAUUUUGUUUUGGAGAAGUUUCUCUUAAUAUAUGUGUAAAACUUGG